Messenger RNA from Talaromyces atroroseus, 1152 nucleotides. Its product is annotated as Galactose-1-phosphate uridylyltransferase. Gene Ontology annotation, molecular function: UDP-glucose:hexose-1-phosphate uridylyltransferase activity; zinc ion binding. The record is from RefSeq and is a predicted model, not a curated record. Gene Ontology annotation, cellular component: cytoplasm. The transcript is spliced from 4 exons. NCBI's taxonomy places the organism in Eukaryota, Fungi, Ascomycota, Eurotiomycetes, Eurotiales, Trichocomaceae. Bases 1 to 1152 code for a protein of 383 amino acids. Gene Ontology annotation, biological process: beta-D-galactose catabolic process via UDP-galactose, Leloir pathway.
AUGGUGGGAAACGUGCUGGACGACAUCUCGCACCGGAGGUACAAUCCUCUCCGCGGCUCGUAUAUUCUCGUCUCUCCUCACCGGACCAAGAGGCCAUGGCAAGGACAGCAGGAGUCGCCAUCUAAGACCACCUUGCCAGAAUACGACCCGGCCUGUUAUCUCUGUCCCGGUAAUACUCGUGCGCAGGGUGACGCCAACCCGCACUACAAAAACACCUUUGUCUUCGUCAAUGACUAUAGCGCUGUCAAGGAGGAGCAGGCCGAGUAUAAGCCUGAGGAGAAGGGCGCCGAAUCGUUUUUUCUCCGCGCCGAGCCGGUCGUUGGAAAAUGCUACGUAUUGACCUUUUCGGCAGCCCACAACCAGACUCUCGCCGACCUGUCGCCUAUCGAGAUUGUUCCCGUCAUUGAUGCAUGGACAGAUAUCUAUGCUUCUCAUUUGUCACCGAAGAGCCCUCUGGCCACGGUCGCCCCAGUGACGCAUCUCCCCCCUGAUGCGCCGAACGCUUCUCUCACCAAGCCACAGUCGCAGUACCGAUACAUGCAAAUCUUUGAGAACAAGGGUGCUGCAAUGGGCUGCUCUAAUCCGCACCCACACGGUCAAGUCUGGACGACGAGCAGUCUGCCGGAAGAGCCCGCAAUCGAACUUACUCAACUCCAGAAAUACCGAGCAGAGCACGGCGGCAACCACCUGCUCGGAGACUACGUUGCACUCGAGCUGCAGAAGCAAGAGCGCAUUGUAUUUGAAAACGACGGCUUCGUUGUGGUUUGUCCAUGGUGGGCGACCUGGCCAUUCGAGACUAUGAUCAUUAGCAAGACACACAAGCGUGCACUAGUCGAUCUGAACGGCGACGACAAGGGUCAGCUUGCCGAGGCAAUUGCCGAGAUCACGCGGCGAUACGACAAUUUGUUCGAAACGCACUUCCCGUACAGUAUGGGCAUUCACCAGGCACCGCUCGAAGGUACUGACGAGGAAAUUGAGUCUUCGUGGCUGCAUUUGCAUUUCUACCCGCCUUUGCUGCGGAGUGCAACCGUUCGCAAGUUCCUAGUUGGUUACGAGAUGAUGGCCGAGCCUCAGCGUGACAUUACCCCGGAACAAGCCACCACUAGGCUGCGAAGCUGUGGCGGCGAGCUGUACAGGAAACAGCUGGCGUAG